Molecule: messenger RNA, 2089 nt
Organism: Eupeodes corollae
Lineage: Eukaryota; Metazoa; Arthropoda; Insecta; Diptera; Syrphidae
Exons: 4
Coding region: 204-2045 (613 amino acids)
Source: RefSeq, a predicted model, not a curated record
GUAAGGUCGAUGGAGUCAUAAUGAUAAGUUAAGAUCUAAAAAAAAAGACUAGGAAAUAAUUUGAAGAAAAGGAAAAGGACAUCAUUUUGUCUGAUGUUUAUGGGAUAUUUUUAACUGAAAAUAAAAACUAAAAGUGAAUUGAAAAAAAAAAUAUAUCAAUAUUGCUAAAAAAGUUGAAAGUGGUUAUAUCCUUUUUUCCAAAUAUGAUUCCAUCUUAUAGUGUUGUGUUGUUGUUUUUACUUUUUCUUGGAAGAAGUAAGGAUGUUAGAAGUUAUUCAAAAGUUUUAACUAUGGGAGCUGGAAACAGUGAAAACGGACCGAAAAUCUAUAAGGCUAUGAAUAUGGAUUUGAUAUUUCCAAAGACCUUUAACUCAAGUGAACAUGUCAUUUCCACAACCCAAACAGCAACACCUCAGCGAUUCAACGAGCCCUUCGAAUCUUUAUUAUCUACCGCAGACGACAGACAAUUUACACCUGGGUAUAGUUCAUUACAAACAACAUCAUCCUCAUCAGAAAGAGUUACUGAACCAAGAGUAGCAGCAGCAGCAGAAACAACAACAACAAUACCAACAAAUCAUUACCACCCAUCUUUUGUCAUUUCUGCUUCUGCCAACAGCAAUAAUGCUGACAAUUUGGAAGAAGAGGAGGAAAGUGAGGUUACAUUACCACCACCGGCUACGGGACGUGCUGUUGACUAUCGUCCAGCUUAUCCUUUUUCCCAGCUAUUAACACCGAACAGCAAAGGUUACAGUUACAGUCCAUCAGCAUCAUCAUCAUCAGCAGCAGCAGCAGCAGUAGAGCGCUCAAGGCCUGUGUCCAUGUCGUCCAAGUCGAAGUCUGGCAAUGGCCAACAACGUGUUGUUUAUCCAAGCUAUCAAGCGUCGAGGAUACCCAGCCGUGCUGAAAUUGAUAAACUAAGCGGAAAAGGACAAUUUUCCGAUCGGUUUACCCCGGCAGAGGGUGUUGCAUCGAAUACAUUCAAACUACUCAAACAAAAUCGAAAUAAGCCCUCAAUAGCCCGCCCGAUUGGUCAAACGUCGAAUAAGGUAUCAGUGUCCUCGUUUUUACCAAACCAGGACUUGUAUGCUUUUCCACCGAAUAUUAACUCAAGAUAUCCUGCGCCAACGACGACGGAAAUCAAACAAGCUUUACCAUCAGAUGCAAUUACAAGUUAUCUACCACCAGCAGCAGGACCAUUGGAUAACACUGAAUUUGUGGGACCUAUAAGUCCCGACCUAUUGCCUGAAAGUAUGAAAAAUCCAAAACCUGCUGAUGGAGCGAACGUUGAUGUAAGUGGAUAUCAAUAUAGUCCUCCAAAGGGGGACGAGAAUUCCAACGGAGGUGACGGUUAUCAUUACAAUCCUCCAAAAUCGUCGAUGGAUGACACUGAUGACAUUGGGGAUGAUCAGGCACCCCCACCAGAUGCAAUGGAUGACGGAGAUGCAGGGGAUGUCGGUGGUGGAAUGAUGGACGAAUCACCACCACCAGAUCAUCAUCAUGAUGAUCAUCACCAUGAUCACCACGAAAUCGGAGGUUAUGUUGAUGGCAAGGAAUAUCCAACACCGCCACCAGGUUACUUGGAAGAACAUGGUCAUGAACAUGACCAUCCCCGCCAUCAUGAACACCAUCCAGACAUUGAGUUCUCUCAUGGCCCGAUCUUCCACGAUCACCACCCACAUGAUUAUCCAGACAUAGUGUAUGAUGACUACCAUCAUGGUCAUCAUCAUCACGUGCCGAUGACAACCGAGCCACCACCACCGCCGCCAGCACCGGAACAACCUCGUGUCAAAAAAUACAGCUACUUCUAUAUUGGACGCAAACUAUGGUACAUCCCGUUGUAUUUUACAGUUUGGUUUACUUUUUACGUCUUAUGGCUAAUCUUAAAGUCCAUCGCAAGACAUAAGGUAAAUCUUCCAAAUCACUACGUUACAAGAAGAAGUAUUGAUGAAAUAAUGGAACAUCGUGAAGCUAGAGAAUCUAUAGAUAAGCUUACGGUUCAAGUUAUGGAUGGAAUUGAGAAAUUUAAACUACGCUAUCUGGGGUAAGAUUGCAUGGUUAUAUAAAAUUUUGAAAUAAACGGAAAACACGA